AAUUCUUCUGACUCCAAAAAUGCUGGGUGCGUUAGAACUCCUUGUUAAGCAGAGAGAGGCUUGUGGGGUUCUAAAGGACAAUGGUUAUAUGUUUGCAAGACCAGAAGCUAUGACACAUUUCCGAGGUUCAGACUGCAUUCGUGGCUUUGCAAAGGCAUGUGGUGCAAGGUGCCCCGAGUCGCUAACAUCUACCAGACUGCGAAAGCAUGCUGCAACCCUUUCAACAGUCCUGAACAUGACAGAUACAGAGAUGGAUCAGCUUGCCAAUUUUCUUGGACAUGAUAUAAGAAUCCAUCGUGAGUUCUAUCGACUACCUGAGAAGACGCUGCAGCUCGCCAAGAUCAGCAAAGUUCUAAUGGCACUGGAGCAAGGAAGAUUAGCAGAGUUUCAUGGCAAGAACUUGGAUGAAAUUGGGAUAGAUCCAGAUGAAAAAAUUCUGGACAGUGAUGAAGACACGAGUGCACAGGAGGAAAAGCGUUCAUCAUCAACAUCUACUGUUGAUGAGCCAUCAGCAGAAGAGUCACUUUCUCCCACCAAGAAGAAUGAAAUGCCGCCACCACCACCACCUAAGAAAUACAAACGACUAUCAGAUGAAGAUGAGACACCUUCAAGAUUCGGUGCUAUGAGGCAUUCUUCCAAAGGUAAAGCUACCCAGAAGAAGAAAAGACCCUGGAAGCAGACAGAGGUGCAGGCGGUGGAAAGGCACAUGAAUCGAUUCAUAACAGCUUGCACUGUACCAGCAAAGAGUGACUGUGAGAGGUGCUUAAGGGCUGAACCAGAAGCUCUUAAAAACCGGGACUGGCAGAACCUGAAGUUCUAUGUUUACAAUCGCAUUACGGCCUACAAAAAGAAACUGUAGCAUACAUAAUGUGAAGAUUACCAACUCUACGGUAUGGUCAUUUUUGUUUCUCAUAUUUCAGCAAAAAGGUGGAGCUUAUUUCCUGUUGUUUUAAAAGCAUUUCCACAUUUUGUUAUUUUGUUCUGAAGU
Messenger RNA from Pygocentrus nattereri (red-bellied piranha), 988 nucleotides. RefSeq lists its product as uncharacterized. NCBI's taxonomy places the organism in Eukaryota, Metazoa, Chordata, Actinopteri, Characiformes, Serrasalmidae. The transcript has 4 exons. The coding region runs from base 20 to 859 and encodes 279 amino acids. The record is from RefSeq and is a predicted model, not a curated record.